GCUUUUGGUAAAAUAAAGCUAAAGAAUAGGGGUGCUCUGAGUUUGCCCAAAAGCCCCGAGCCUCCUGAAGUCUCGACAGUCGACACUCAACGGCUGAAGAAAACUGCUACCGUCUUCGUCAAGCCAGAGACCGUCUUCUCAACCCAGGAAUUCCAUGGCUACCGACGCAGUCUUUCAAGAUCAAAGAAAGCGCACUUUGGAGGCAUUGGAGCGGAGGUUUGCUGUUGAGCACCUUCUACAACAAAAGAAGAACAAAAAGAGCUUAAACAAAGUAGACAAUAAAGAACAUAAUAGUAAAGGUUCUUCAUUCAUUGCGUCUGUGGUAGAUAAAACUGAUGCAGCGGUCACUCCCACAUUGGGUGCUUCAUCCAAGAAAGGUCACCCUGCUUCACAAGAUCCUGAAGAAAAUGCUCCAGCCUAUUCGCAGCUCUCUCAACCUGUACAUGAGAAUCUGCUGGCAACCAAUACUAAGCUUUCUAGUCGAGAAGGGCACAUGGUCGAUAAGAUUUUACACGAGCUUCUUCAGAAUGGUGAUUCGGCUCUGAAGUACAUGCAGGGCUCCAGAAGCAAAAAAUUGGACAAUUGGAUCCUUCUCGAUAAUUUUGUACAAGGGCGUGGUGUAUCUACUGGUUCUCAUAUCAGGGCUUUGCGGAUCCAUUCAAAGCGUUCUAAAAAGCACAUGUCCAUGAAACAACAUAAAAAAUGUGGAUCAUUUGAUUUGCCCCAAGAACUUAACAACAGGUUUGAUAUUUUUAGGCCAAUGCAUGAAAUGUGGAAAGGCUACAUGAUGCAACUGCUUAGAACUAUCGGGAAAAAUCAGUUGGCUCAAUGUCUUCUUAAUGCUGAUCUACAUGGUGCUAUCAUUCUAGUUGCUGAGUGUAAAAUAAAUUCUUUCACUGGAGUGAGUGGCAUUAUGAUUCGUGAAACUACAGAAGCAUUUGGAAUAAUUACACAAGAUGAUGUAAUCCAAGUUGUGCCCAAAAAGAUUUCUGUCUUUAUUUUCCAAGUUGAUUGCUGCAAAGUUACAUUGCUUGGGGACAAACUCACUUCAAGAAAUUUGGGAGUGUGAUCUUGAUAUUGAUCAUUGCCUUCCAGGUGAUGGUUUUUUUUUUUUUUUUUUUUUUCAUUUAUAUGGAUACUAGAUUUUGCCACAUAAAUUACCUGCCAUUGUUUCUAGAUUUUUGGCCAUGAAUAGUGUUAAUUUUUGUUGUUUACUGGUAGCACACCCAAGAGUUUCCAUGUCUUAGCAUAGAUUUCAUGUUUCUUUGAAAUUGUGUGCCAUGUUUAAUAUAAUGUACCAUUGUUGCUGGGGAGAGAUUUUUAAGAUGUAUAUAAAAGGAUUUUUUUUUUUUUUUUAUCCAACGCUAUUACUAAGUAUCAGAUACCUAAAUCCAAAUGGGCAAAAUGCUUAAGUUGGAAAUUUCUCUAUGGCUCAUUCAUUUGGUUGUUUGUUCAAACAUAUAAUUUUUUAUGCAUUGAUGCGUAAUUGCUGGCCUAUGGCUCACUGUGAUAUUAGAGAAAGAUAAAUCAAAGAUUAUUUUUCCUUUCUAUUUAUUUUAUUUGCUGGAAUCUGGAUGUUCAAUCAUGCUACCGUUGCAUACUUUGAACAUAUAUACCAUUGAUACAUUGAAUUCAGUUAUAUUAGGGCAAACAAGUUGAUGGGGAUUAUUUCUCUUUUCAUAUUCUAGAAAACUGUGAUUAUUUAGGGAAAUUAGGUCAGGACCCUCCUAUGUUUUUGGCCAUUUUGACUUUAAGAUCCUAGUUUUUAAUUUGAUAAAUUCGAGAUCCAAGUUUGGGUUCAUUCUAACUUGGAGACCUUCGGUAGCUUUUCCAUCAAAUAGAUAACGGAAAUUGUUGUGAAAAUACAAUUAUGUCUUUCAAUAAAAAAUUAAAAAAACAAAGAACGGUGGCUCGCAAUCACCCCUUAACAGAGGAGUGGCUCGCAGCCACCCCGGUUAGAGGGGGUGGAGCUAUAGCCACCCCCUAACAAAGGGGGUGCCUAGUGGCAACCAGUUAUUUAUUUAUUUUUUUUAAAAAAAUUCUUUGAACUGAGGGCU
Alnus glutinosa is the source of this 2057-nucleotide messenger RNA. RefSeq names its product ribonuclease MRP protein subunit POP4. The transcript is spliced from 10 exons. Gene Ontology annotation, molecular function: ribonuclease P RNA binding. Lineage: Eukaryota; Viridiplantae; Streptophyta; Magnoliopsida; Fagales; Betulaceae. Gene Ontology annotation, biological process: tRNA 5'-leader removal; rRNA processing. The coding region runs from base 155 to 1069 and encodes 304 amino acids. The record is from RefSeq and is a predicted model, not a curated record. Gene Ontology annotation, cellular component: ribonuclease P complex; ribonuclease MRP complex.